Messenger RNA from Diospyros lotus (date-plum), 667 nucleotides. RefSeq names its product probable calcium-binding protein CML29. Gene Ontology annotation, molecular function: calcium ion binding. The transcript has a single exon. Bases 62 to 541 code for a protein of 159 amino acids. The record is from RefSeq and is a predicted model, not a curated record. Lineage: Eukaryota; Viridiplantae; Streptophyta; Magnoliopsida; Ericales; Ebenaceae.
UCUAUACAAGAAGCCCAUCUCAGAGAAUCCAAGUUAAUUGAAACUAACUUGAUUUCUUUCCAUGGCCAGACAAGGCUCUCAGCAGCUCUCUGCAGAAAUGGAGACCCUGAGCCACAUCCUGCGGCUGCUGGAGGCCUUCAGGGCUUUUGAUGGCGACAAUGAUGCCCACAUCAACUCUGCAGAACUCGGCGCGCUCAUGGGCUCGCUCGGCUACAACCCCAGCGCUCAAGACGUGGACAGAAUGAUGCAGCAAGGAGACACAAAUGGAGACGGGCUGCUGAGCGUCGAGGAGUUCUUGGAGAUGAACACCACGGAGUUGGAGAUCGGCAGCCUGGCGGCUCACCUGGGAACCGCUUGUGAAGCUUUCGAUAUGGACGAGGUGGUGACUGGAGAGGACCUGCAGGUUGCUCUGAUAGAUAUGGGAGUGGAGUUUCCUCUUGAGAAUUGCCGGGAGAUUGUUGCUUCCAUGGAUGGACCUAUUACGGCUGAGGAUUUGAAAAUUAUAGUCAGUUCUCUACUUCACAUUAGAAAUGUUACCUAGCUUGGAUGGAUGGAUGCCUACGACAUACGUUAAUGUAACACAUGCAAGUAGAAAUAAUCUCCACUGUUCUCAUGGAGGAUCUGCACUAUAUAUAUAUAUAUAUAUAUAUGAUAGAUUAAUAAGCUA